AUGAACGAACAAUCGCCUGCUGACCAGAAUAAUAAAAAUGAAGAUCGUUCUAUUUGUAACAUGGAUUUAUUAAAUGGCUUGUUAGCGGGCAGCGUUGAGCACUUGCAAAACUCUUUCAGUACCAUUUAUGCUACCUUAGCCACGAAUUUUCAAACUACGCUCGAAAUGACGCAAUCUAUGAAUGCCGUAAUGGAACAACUACUCGUUUCGAACACCCCAUCAAAUAUUACCCAAUUAGAACAAUAUGACGGAAACGAGGAAUGCACGCCAAUACCGCUCACCAUUACCGUAUCCAACUUGAGCAAUCUACCCAUCACAGAUGCGUCAUUUGACAUUGUUUUUCAAAAGAAAGACAUUGCGGAAACCGCAUACGUAAACAUAAACCAUGCUGAAUCGUUUCAAAAAGGAUUACGCAAAAACUCGAGGGAAGAGCGAAGAAUGGAACCGCCAAUUUUUGAACCAAUGGCACGAUGUAAUAUUCCACCACAAACACAGAUUAUUGAAAAGCUAAUAUUGCUGCCAAUGCAAAUUGCACAACUUAACUGUAAAGUAACUGUAACAUUCGCAAGUCCCGGUACAGGAAAGUUACUCUAUGUAGAGCACAUUUUUGGCAUUUAUAUAAUUGAUCAGUGCAGGAAACAGAUACAAAAAGCUCUACCGGCGCAGGAAUUUGAUUAUACGUGUUCAGUGUCUCUACCAACGUCUUUGCUCCGGCAACUAUGGAAUGUUCACCCAUGUGAUGGCAUAGAUGAGAGUACAGUUUUCGAACUCGUAGCAAAAGAGAGGUUACCAGGGUGUAUAUUCAGAUCUGCAGUUGGAACCAAAAUAAGGCUAUUGCGCAUUGCCAAGUUCUGGUUUAUGGAAGCCAGGAGAUUUUUACCAUGA
Messenger RNA from Paraglomus occultum, 885 nucleotides. The record is from the annotation of a GenBank genome assembly. Lineage: Eukaryota; Fungi; Glomeromycota; Glomeromycetes; Paraglomerales; Paraglomeraceae.